Molecule: messenger RNA, 1740 nt
Organism: Lichtheimia ornata
Lineage: Eukaryota; Fungi; Mucoromycota; Mucoromycetes; Mucorales; Lichtheimiaceae
Exons: 13
Coding region: 1-1740 (579 amino acids)
Biological process (GO): apoptotic process; mitochondrial respiratory chain complex assembly
Cellular component (GO): cytoplasm; mitochondrion
Molecular function (GO): FAD binding; NAD(P)H oxidase H2O2-forming activity; protein dimerization activity
Source: RefSeq, a predicted model, not a curated record
AUGUCCAUGAAUUUGCUUCGCGUGUCAGCUGCUCGUCAAUCGGCAAGAAUUGGCCGCACUCUGCCACAGACGACUCGUCGCAUGGCUCGUUCUUACGCGACCCAGCACCAACAGCACCAACCCACCAGCAGCACACCCUGGUUCCUUGGAUCGCUCAUUGUCUUUGGUCCCAUUCUUUUCAAAUUGACCUCGCCACCACCAAAGCCAAAGAAGAAGGUUGUUGAAGAACAUCAUGAGCCUACUACUACUACUGCUGCUGCUACUCCUACUCCUGUUGAAGAAGCACCCAAGGUUCAAAAGCCUUAUGUCCUUAUUGGUGCAGGAACUGCUUCAUUUGCUGCUGCUCAAGCUAUCAAGGAGAAGGAUCCUCAAGCAAACGUCAUUAUCAUCGGCGACGAGGAAUAUGCUCCUUACAUGAGACCCCCAUUGUCCAAGGAAUUGUGGUUCUCAGAGGAUCCUGAAGUAGCCAAGAAACUCGUUUUCAAGGAUUGGCAAGGCAACGAACGCAACACCAUCUAUCAAGAUCUUGCUGAAUAUCAAGUCAUUCCUGAUGCCUCCGGUUCGGAUUUGCAGACUUCCAAGAUCAAGCUUUUGUUCAACAAGGUGGCCAAGCUUAACAUUGAGGAUCACACCGUUACUUUGGCUGAUGGUAGUGUCAUUUACUACAACAAGGUUCUUCUUGCCACUGGUGGUGAACCCAAGAACCUUCCCAACCAACCCAAGGACGUUGCCAACGUGACAACUUAUCGUACCGUGGAAGAUUUCAAGAAGCUUGACAAGAUUGCCAAGAAUGGUGCUCAUAUUGCUGUUGUUGGUGGUGGUUUCCUGGGCUCUGAAUUGGCUGUUGCAUUGGCCAAACGCGCUGAGAAGGAGAACCUCACUGUCACCCAAGUUUUCCCUGAAGAGGGCAACAUGGCCAAUGUUUUCCCAUCCUAUUUGACAAAGUGGACCACCAGCCGUGUUCGCAAGUUGGGUGUCAAGGUGGAAACCAACAGUGCCAUUCAAUCGAUUAAAUCGGAUGAUAACAAGGUUGUUUUGAACCUUGGUGGUGACAAGCAAUUGGCUGUGGAUCACGUCGUUGUUGCUGUUGGCAUUGAACCUCGUGUCGAGUUGGCUCGUGCUGCCGGCUUGGAAGUGGAUGAAAAGCGUGCUGGUGUUGUUGUCAAUGCUGAACUUGAAGCCCGUACCGAUGUCUUUGCUGCUGGUGACAUGGUAUCCUUCCACGAUGUUCAAUUGGGUCGCCGUCGCAUUGAACAUCAUGACCAUGCUGUCUUGAGUGGUCGUCAUGCUGGUGAAAACAUGGUUGGUGCUGCCAAGCCAUAUACACAUCAAUCCAUGUUCUGGUCUGAUUUAGGCCCUGAAGUCGGCUAUGAAGCUGUUGGUUUGGUUGAUUCUCAAUUGUCAACCUUGAGUGUAUGGGCCAAGGCCACCGCCAAGGAUACACCUGCAAUGGGUGCUGCCUCUGAAGCCAACAGCCCUCGUGGUGCACCCAAUGCUGCCACUACUACAACCUCCAAUGAGGCUGCCAAGCCUGCCGUGGCUAAGGACACCUUCCAAGAUGAGAAGUUUGGCAAGGGCUUGGUGUUCUAUCUCCGUGACAAGAAGAUUGUUGGUCUCUUGCUAUUCAAUGUCUUUGGCAAGGUUCAGGAAGCUCGUGAUAUCAUCAAUGCUGGCUACACUUCCGAUCAAAUUGACGGCUUGCUUAAAAAAUUCAACCUUCAUGAAGAGGACUCUCAUUAG